Syzygium oleosum is the source of this 1254-nucleotide messenger RNA. RefSeq names its product transcription factor MYB1-like. NCBI's taxonomy places the organism in Eukaryota, Viridiplantae, Streptophyta, Magnoliopsida, Myrtales, Myrtaceae. The transcript is spliced from 3 exons. The record is from RefSeq and is a predicted model, not a curated record. Bases 143 to 1060 code for a protein of 305 amino acids.
AUCCGAGGGAGCAUAGGAGACGGAGACUCAGAAAACACGUACGUCCACCCAACAACUGCUACAGUUUCUUUCCUUCCCACUUGGAGAGACUGGUUCGAUACUCGCGCGCGCGCGCAACGAAGCCAAAAGAGUUAGCACAAGAAUGGGAAGAAGCCCUUGCUGCGAGAAGGAGGGCUUGAACAGAGGAGCCUGGACAGCUCAGGAGGACAGGAUUCUCACGGAUUACAUCCGAGCCCACUGCGAGGGAGGCUGGAGGAACCUCCCCAAGAAAGCAGGCUUGAAGAGAUGCGGCAAGAGUUGCAGGCUCAGGUGGUUGAAUUAUCUGAGACCCGACAUCAAGCGAGGCAACAUAACCGCGGACGAGGAGGAGCUCAUCAUCAGGCUUCACAAGCUCCUGGGCAACAGGUGGUCUCUGAUCGCGGGGCGGCUCCCAGGGCGAACAGACAAUGAAAUAAAGAACUACUGGAACACCAUUGUGAGCAAGAAGGUGAAAGACCAGCCGAAGCCAACGAAAGAGACCAAGAUCAUGAAGUCCAAGAUCAUAACCAACUCUCAACCAGCAACCCAAGUGGUGAGGACCAAGGCCCUGAAGUGCUCCAGGGUUUUGCUCCUCACUCCUCCCCAAGCCCGCCCCCAAGUCAUGCACCAACAACAACAACAUCGCUGCCUGGACACCGACACGGCCACCCAGACCAAUGCCGUGCCCAUGGCGAAAAACAAAAAUGCAGAUGGCAAAGUACCGUGUCUCGCUGGUGGAGAAGAUCAUCUAGCAAUGGACUUCGAUUUAGGCGAGAUCGACUUGGCGGAACUCCUGAACUCCGACUUAUCGGACAAGUUUCGCUGCUUCGACUGUUGCAACUAUGGCUCCUACAAUAAUACCUCAUCAACUUCUUCUAAUUCCUCUUCCGAACAAGCGAUGAUGUUUUCAGAGGAGCUGGUGCAGAGUUGGAACCUCAGUGGGUGUGCUCAUGAUCAAGCAAAUGUGGGGUCCAAUCUUCAAUCCCUCUCCCCAUUUCUCGAUUGCAAUAAAGGGGAAUGGCUGUCAAGUGGAAUAAUUUGAAUAAGGAGAGGGACUUCUAUAGAGUAUGUAGCAAUGUAUACAGUGGCAACUGCAGAAAAUAAAAUAAAAGAGAAGACUUUGGUGGAGGGUAUCACAUGAGCAUCGCAGCUUUGUCAACUAGAAGUAUUGUGGUUUAAUUUUUCCAAGGUGAAUCUAAUCUAUAACCUAAACCUAGAUAAUAAAGGUGAACAGCA